AUGGAGUCAUAUAUUCGAGAAAAUAAAAAACUUACCUUUAAAUGUCCCAAAGGUAAAAAAUUGUAUCGAUAUUUAGACAUAUCAUUAAAUAAUAAAUCGUUACACGAUCAUCAUAUAUUAGAUUUAGUAAAAAUUUUAAAAAACAAUAUAAAAAUAACAUAUUCAAAUUAUUAUUGUUUGAAUGUCGAUCUGAGUGAAAAUUAUAUAUCAUGUGCAGGUUUAAAAACAUUAAUAAAAUAUAUAUUAAAUUAUCCUGAUCAUAUUGGUAUAAAUAUAUUAAAAUUAUAUAAAAAUAAUAUAAAAGAUGAAGGGGCAUCUUUAAUUAAACAAGCCGUAUAUGGCCAAAAAAUUCCUAUUGAAGAACUACAUUUAUCUCAUAAUUUCAUUCAAGAUGAUGCAUGCAAAGAAUUGUUAUUAAGUUUUGUUUUAGCAAAAAGAGACGCUAAUUAUAUAUAUCCAAGAUAUGAUAAAUUUCAAAGCCCUUAUAAACAUGCUCAGCAAAUUCCUGUAUGGAUACGGUUAGAAUAUAAUUGUAUACGGAAUCCUAAAGACAUAUUAAAAGAAGUGGAAGAUUGCGCGAAAAAAAAAAGAGGAUAUAAAAGUAAUUUAAUUAUUUGCUCCGCUUUAAAAAGUGAUAAAAGAUGUUGCCCAUAUAAAUGUUUAAAUUCAACAAACUGGAAUCCUCCAAUAAUGCACGUAUAUAUGUUUAUACAUCAAAAAGAAAAUAUAGUAAAUGGAAAAAUAGUUAAAGAUGAUAAAAAAGAAUAUCCAAUUUCUGGAUCUAUAGAUAAUGAUAAAAUAAAUGAUUUAAAUCCCGAAGGAAAACGAUUAGAUACGGAUACCCUUAUAAAUAUGAAUAUAAAUAAUAAUGGUGAUAAUAUAAAUCAUAAUACUAAAGAUGGUAUUAAUGGUUUAGUAAGUUCUAAUAAAAUUAUUAAAAGGGGGAAAAAACCUAAUGUACAAGAAGAGGAAGAGGAAGAAGAGGAAUAUGAGGAAUAUGAAGAUGGGGAGGAUGAUGAUGAUGAAGAUGACGAAGAUGAUGACGAUGAUGAGGAUGAGGAAGAUACCGAAGAAGGUACUAAUAAUAAAAGUUAUAAAAAUUUGAAUAGUUAUAAUAAAUUAUCAAAAAAUAAAAAUGUCAAAGAUGAUAGUAAAAAAGUGUUACGUAAUAAUAAUGAGGUUUUACAUGGAAAACCUGAAAAUAGUAAAAGUGUGGAAAAUAAUAAAAGUGAUGAAACUGUGAAUAAAAAAUUAAAAAAUAAAAAACGAAAAAAAAAGAAAAAAAAAGGAAAAAGUACUACCGAAGUUAGUGAUGAUAAUAAAAGUGAUAUAAAUGAUAUAAGUGAUGUAACUUCAAAGCCCAGUGAAAAAAACAAAAUAAAUAAUAACAAAGUUGGUGUUAAUAAUAGUAGUAGUAAUCAUAAUAAAAAUGGUUCUACAAAUAAACAAAAUGAAAAUAAUUUAACCUCGAAUUUAAGCAAAACAUUGAGUAAUAUUGAAUCCGGUUUAUAUAAUAACGGGAAAAAUCGAGGAGAUUCAACACGCAAUGUCAGUAAUUUACCACUAUAUAUUAUUCUUGAUUGUAGUGCCGUGUUAGAUAUGAAAGAACUAUGGAAAGAUAAAUCAUUUUUGCCAUUUAGCUUUCCAGGGUUACUUUAUUUAUAUAAUAAUAAAUUAUUAAAAGGAUCAAAUAAUAAGAAGAAGGCUAACAGUAGUAAAGACCUUGAAAGUGAAAGUUCAGGAUUUGGUGGUAACAUAAAUACUAACAUUAAUAAUGGCAAAGCAAAUGAUAAUUUUAUUUGCCUAAUGUGUAGUUAUGUUGCUAAUGAGUUAAAGUUAAUUUGUGAAAAAAGUGAAAUUAUUAGACAAAAAAUGAUAAAUUUAAAAUUAAAUAUAUGGGAUAAAUUAUCAGAAAUUGGUGUGUUAGAAUUUUUAAGUGUUCCAAAAGAUUUUAAAGAUAAAAAAAAUUUAUUUUUAAAUUCCUCAUUUUUAACAGAUGAGCAAAUUCGACUAGCUAAUGAACAUUAUGAUAUAUCUCACGAAACACUUCAGAUGAUUCAAUUUUCUAUAUUAUGGUCUACAUAUAUUUAUAAAAUAAGUAAUAAAGAGAUAAUUAUAAAAAAUAGCAAAAAAGAAAUAAAUAAAGCCGAUGUUAAAAAAAGUAAAAAAACAAUAUUUACAGAAGUGUUAUAUUUAACAUCUUCUUCAAAUAUUUAUUCAUUUUUUGAAUAUUUAUAUGGACAAAAUAUAAAUCUUAUAUUACCCCUUUGUAUAACGGUUAACCAGAUAAAUAAGUAUAUCCAAGAUGAGCAUAGUUAUAUAGUUGAUUUAUUGAUAAAUGAAAAAUCUGCUGAUAAAAAUAUAAAGUUCGAUUUUAAUAAGGCUUUUUUCCAGCAAUUUAUACGAGAAAAAUAUGCAAAAUAUUUGCAAAUUUCGAAAGAAAAAGAAGUGGAAAAAGAUGAAAAGGUAAAAAAUGUCAAAAGCCCAAAAGGUAGUGCAAAAGGUGGAAAUAAAAAUAUGGAAAAAAGUGAUGACCAAUUGAUUUCGGGUGAAAAUAAUUAUGAUACGGUUAAUGGUAAUCCAGAUAAAUCAUUUUCAAAAGGAAAUGCAAAUUCUGGAAUGGUUACUAUGCCACGAAAUAGUAAAGAUAUAAAUAAUCGUAAUAAAAAUAACUUUCCUCAUGGAAAUAUUAAUGAUCCUAACUUGAAAAAUAUGUAUCCUAUGGAUGAAUAUAAAAAUGGCAAUUUUCAAAUUAUGAAUAAUUUAGACCUUUUAGAAAAACGCGAGUUUGACAUUAACAAUGUCAUGUUAAAAAGUGAUAUGCAUGGAGAUGGAAAAGUUGGUAAUAAUAAUGAAGUUACAAAUGACAUAAAAAAUAAUAACAGUUUAGAUAAUAGAGAUAACGUAUCAAAUAUGAAGGGAAAUAAACUUAGUAUAUAUAAUUUGCUGGUAAAUGCUUUUAAUGGAAGUAAGAAAAGUAGCAAAGGUUCUGGAAAAGAUAAACGAAGCAAUCCCACAACAGUAUUGGGUGAUGAAAGUGGUAUUAAUUUAUCUCCUGUAAAUAAUACAUCUUUAAAUUCAAAUUUAGAUAUUGUUGAAAAUAUAAGUAAGGAUAAUAAAUAUAUGGAUCAUCAAUCUCCGAUGAACAUACGAAAUAGUGAAAAUGUCGACCCGCUAAAUAUUGCUAAUAAUAAUGCAGCUUUACUUUCCCAUUUAAAAGGUGGGAACGGCGUCGAUAACUCACUUAUUUCACCCCACAACAUAAGGGACAGUAAGAAAGGGACACCCACUAAGAAUGCCAACAAUGUUAUAAAUAAUACAAAUAAAAUAAAUAAAAAUAAUCAGAUGAAUAAAAUUGAAAUGACGAUGCCUAAUAAAAUGGGCAAUGAAAAUAAAAUAAAUAAAAGUAAUAGUCGAAGUCAUAGUCAAGAUAGUCGAAAUAAUAGUAGCUUAAUUAUGAAUAUGAGCAAUGUAAAUAAUAAAAAAUAUAGUACACAUAAAAAUGAUAUAGAUAUGUUAAAUAAUAAUGGAUUGGAGUUAAAUAAUUUAUUAGGUACUUUGCCUAAAAAUUUAAAUGAUAAUUUGUCUAUGUAUUUGGAAAACAAAGGAAAUAACAGUAGUGGGGUGUUACCUAAUGAAGAUGGUAUACCUCAUUUUAAUCAAAAAUUUAGCAAAUUAGAUGGUGAUAAUAAUGACAGUCAAGUUGUUAUGAUUAAUAAGGAAGAACAUCAACGAUUUGUUUAUCUAAAAAAUAUUAUUGAUACAUAUCGGGGUGAUGUAUUAAAUACAUGUUUAUUAUUAGAAGAGCUGAUAUUAAAUCAGGCAAUGUGUAAAUAUGUCCCAACGGAGUUAUAUAAUAAAAUAUUAAAAUGUUAUGAGCGACUUGAUAUGAUGUUAACAAAUAUAAAUAAAUCAAAUAAUGAUAUGGGAAUGAAGAGAGCAAAAGAUUUAAAUAGUUUAAACAAUAUAGGAAAUUUAGAAAAUAUGGAUUAUAUGAAUUUGAGUGGUAUGAAUAAUGUAAACUUUAAUGAUAUGGAUAUAAAAAUGGAUGAAAGUAUGUUAUAUGAAGAUUUUAAAAGUUAUUGGGAUAUGGCUUUCUCAAAAAAUAAAGCUUCUUCCCCUUUAACAACCAAAGACUUUCAUAUAAAUGAUAUAAAUAACAGUAGUAGUAAUAUUUUGAAUAAAAAUGGGACUAUAAAUAAUAAAAAUCAUAUUCAUAUAAAUCAGUUAUUUUAUGAGCAAGGACAUGGAAAUAAAAUGAAUAAUAAUAAUCACCCUAUGAAUAAUAAUGGGGGUUUAAAUAAUACAAUAAAAUCAAAUAUCGGAAUGGUAAAUGGUAGUAGAGGAAGUACCAACAUUAUUGGUAAUAGUAACAUCAACUUAAAUGAAAUGAAUCAUAAUAAUUUGGGAAAUUCAAAAAUGAAAUCCCAAAAAAAAAAAGAUUCACAAAAUAUUAUGGAUACAAUUAUUAAUGAUAAUAUGAAUAGCACUAUUGGAGGUUGUAUUGGAAAUUCUAAAUCGAAAAAAAAUUCGAAUGACAAUGAUGAGACUAACAGUCAAUUAAACACUUUAAGUGAAAACAUGAGUUUGAAUUAUAAUAAUUUGAAAAAUAGUAGUAUCAUGAAUAAGAAGAAAUAUUUAUCAAAUAUGAAUAAUAAUGGAGGUAAUAAUAUUGACUUGGUAAAUUUUAUUAAUAGUGCAAAUAAUAAUCUUAUGAAAGGGAAUGGUAUGAUGAAUGGGCCAAUGUUAAAUGGCAAUAAUAAUGUGAAUAUUAUAAAUGCAAAAAAUAGUAAUACUACUAAUUAUACAGCUGACAUAAAUAGUAAAUUAGUAAAAGAAUUAAGCAAUUAUAAUUCUAUGAAUAAAGAAAGAAGUAUGAGUCAUAUCGAAGAGUCUGAUAUGAAAGCGGUUAAUAAAUUGUUAAUGCUUAAUAAUAAUAAUUUUCCUAAUUUAAAAGUUAAUAAUAAUAAUGAUGCUAUCUUAACAGAUUAUAGCAACAAUAAUAAUAGUAAUAAUAUAAUGAUAAAUGCUGAGGCCUUUUUUAAAAAACUGAAUUUGUACAAUGAUGACCAUAAUAAUGCAAAUAAUAAGGACGAGGGAAUUGGACGUGACUCUAAUUUAUUGUCACUAAUUAACAUGAACAGAAAUAGUAAAAGCUCAUAUAAUGUAAAUCAAAAAGGAGACAACAAUAAUACACUUAAUGAAUAUGAUGAGCCAAGAGAUAAUAACAGUUUUAAAAAACAACUAAACAAUGAAAAUCACUUAUAUAAUAUGCAUAGCAAAAAUAUAAGAAGUGAUAUGAACUUAAAAUAUUUGGAAGAAAUUAAUAACCAAUUUAACUUUAUGCCUCGGGAUAUUCGAAAGGAAAGUGCAGAGCACAAUCUUAUGAAUAUACUAAAUUUUCAAAAUAACUUAGAAAAUAAAAUUCAAAAAUAA
Messenger RNA from Plasmodium vinckei vinckei, 5436 nucleotides. Its product is annotated as conserved Plasmodium protein, unknown function. The record is from RefSeq and is a predicted model, not a curated record. NCBI's taxonomy places the organism in Eukaryota, Apicomplexa, Aconoidasida, Haemosporida, Plasmodiidae. Bases 1 to 5436 code for a protein of 1811 amino acids. The transcript has a single exon.